AUGAUGGCAAUACGGCAUGUGCUGUGUGUUGUGACCAUCACACUCUGUUUUAUCUGCAGUUUUGUGUUGGCAGACACUAAUACUGAAGUUACUAUUCCUAAAGUUAAUGUUGAGGGUGGACCUCGCGCAGCUGAAGAAGCUACACCUGUUGAUGGUGUUACUGGGUCUAAAGGAGAACCUGGUCCUUCUGGUGGUGACACAGAUAAGGAAAAUAAAAUGAAACAAGGUCCCGUUGAUCCUCAGAGCACUUCACAAACUCAACUACCAGGAGGGAAUACUCACUCUCCUCUUCAACCUGCCAAUCCAUCACAACCUGUUUCAGGAAAUAGAAACAAUGCUGCUCAUUCUUCAACAGAAAAUCAGAACGAUCAAAUUCAAGGUGGAGGUAAAGCGGUUUCGCAGGAAAAUGAACAAGUAGUUGCGAGAACGGAAUCAGGAAAUAAUGGAGUAUCCAAUUCUGGCAGUGAAAAGAAUACUGUUGGCUCUCUCACUGAAGAGGACCCCAAUGCUAAUACUGAAGAAAAAAAGUCUGAAAAUGCACAGAGUUUAAAUAUCGAGAAUAGUACACAAGGUACUAACGAUGCAGACGCCAGUGGUACACAACCUCAAGCAGGUGUUGGUACAGAACCAUCUACUCCUUCAGCAUCUUCGCAUACUAAUGGAGCCGUGGGUGGUGAGAAUUCUGCACAGACAGCAACAAAUAACUCAGCAAGUACGAACUCUGAAACUUCAACUACAAUCAGUAAUGAGGACUCAACCUCAACCACCACCACCACCACCACAACAACAACAACAACACUUCCUCCUGAACUCACAAACAACAAGAAGGGUGAUGCAGACAGCAGCAGCAGUAUCAGCAGUUCUGUGUGGGUGCGUGUACCACUACUGAUUGUGGUUACACUGGCCUGUAUUCUUGUGUGCUGA
Messenger RNA from Trypanosoma theileri, 924 nucleotides. RefSeq lists its product as uncharacterized. The coding region runs from base 1 to 924 and encodes 307 amino acids. The transcript has a single exon. The record is from RefSeq and is a predicted model, not a curated record. Lineage: Eukaryota; Euglenozoa; Kinetoplastea; Trypanosomatida; Trypanosomatidae.